Amoebophrya sp. A120 is the source of this 501-nucleotide messenger RNA. The record is from the annotation of a GenBank genome assembly. Lineage: Eukaryota; Dinophyceae; Syndiniales; Amoebophryaceae.
AUGUACUACUUCAUACUUUUCGACGUCGUGUUUUCUUUGGUUUUUUUCAGAACCGAAUCGGAUUGAGGACGUCAAAUAAAAAGAAACUUUCAAUUUGGUUGCGUUCCUUCGCCAUGCUGCAGUUGUACCUUGAAAUGCAACACUAUGCAAAUCAAAACAAGAUGAAAAUUCAUCAACAGGCGAAGGGCGGUCAUACCUGCUACAAAAUCUGUUUGGUGGCACCGUAACGCUCCCGGGCGACACAGAGGGCGACGGUCAGGAGUGCGUCGUCUGCCUUUCCGCGCCAAGAGAGGUUGUGGUUCUGCACUGCAAGCACGUCUGUCUCUGCAAGGCCUGCGCGGGCGUCACCAGCUCCACGUGGAGCUAUCAGUGCCCGAUAUGUCGCGGCCGCGUCGCAGCCUUUGUCGCCGUCGACGACGCAGGGCUUGCGGGAGGUGGAACGUCGGGCGCAGUUACAUGAGCGGCCGUUCCGGAUGCAGGAAUUUUUCUACGGGGCUGUGA